This is a messenger RNA of Sceloporus undulatus (fence lizard), 6182 nucleotides long. RefSeq names its product jade family PHD finger 3 (gene JADE3). Gene Ontology annotation, biological process: regulation of transcription by RNA polymerase II. Gene Ontology annotation, cellular component: histone acetyltransferase complex. Lineage: Eukaryota; Metazoa; Chordata; Lepidosauria; Squamata; Phrynosomatidae. The transcript is spliced from 14 exons. Bases 343 to 2958 code for a protein of 871 amino acids. The record is from RefSeq and is a predicted model, not a curated record.
GCAGCAGAAGGCGAAGCCUCGGCGGUGUCAAUAAUACAAUAGGGUCCUUGUGGCUGGGAAGGCUGGGAGCACGGGGAGCCCAGGCCCGGAGAGGAGAUGGAGGCCGUGGAGUAGCCGCCUUCCCCGGCUUCCCCAGAAGCUCUCAAGCUGAUGCAAGUGACUGGCCAAAGAUUUAUGGCUCGUUGGGGACUUCAGUCUGAAUCUUCCAAGUCCCUCUUCCCAUUAAGCCAAGAGCAUGUUGCUUACUUAAGAGUCAUGGGUGUCUGAGUUUUCCAUUCCACAGUGCUGGCAGAAAAGGAGCCAUGGAGUGAUGUGGAACUGUUCUUCACUUUGCAGACUGUAAUGAACGGGGGAAAACUGACAAGGAUUAGGCAGAACUUGGUGGUGGUUGGUGGACAUAAAAAUACCAGAGACCUGGAGUUGACUGGGAAGGUUCUGCCAUUUCAGCUCUUCUGCUCCGUUGAGAAAGAGUCUCUGCAAAAGCUUCCAAGAUGCGUCAGGAUGAAACGACACAGGCAUUUAAGCAGCAGUGACAGUUCAGACAAUGAAAGUCCUUCCACUUCUUUCUCCUUUUGUUCUAAGUACAGAAGCAAAUCAAAAACUCCAGCAAAUGAACAAAAGAAACCUGCUGAGGUGUUUCGAAAGGAUCUUAUUAGUGCCAUGAAGCUGCCAGAUUCUCAUCAUAUUAACCCAGACGAAUAUUACCUUUUUACGGAUACAUGGAAACAAGAAUGGGAAAAAGGUGUGCAAGUCCCAGCCAGUCCAGACACUAUUCCUCAACCCUCUCUCAGAGUUGUAGCGGAAAAAGUAAAGCAAGUCCUAUAUACACGGCCUAGAAAGUACAUUCGUUGUUCCAGCCAAGAAUCCUCCGAACCUGGCUAUAUCAACAUUCUAGAACUGGCAGAAUCAAUGUGUCGUUAUGACUUGGAUGACAUGGACAUCUUUUGGCUCCAGGAAGUAAAUGAGGAGCUUGCUGAAAUGGGAUGUGGGCAGCUUGAUGAAAACACAAUGGAGAAAAUGGUAGAAGUUCUUGAGCGUCAUUGUCAUGAGAAUAUGAACCAUGCCAUUGAGACAGAGGAAGGGUUGGGUAUAGAAUAUGAUGAAGACGUCAUCUGUGAUGUAUGUCGAUCCCCUGACAGUGAAGAAGGGAAUGAUAUGGUUUUCUGUGACAAAUGUAAUAUCUGUGUGCAUCAGGCAUGCUAUGGCAUCCUAAAAGUUCCUGAAGGGAGCUGGUUGUGCCGUACUUGCGUUCUAGGUAUACAUCCUCAGUGUCUCUUAUGUCCGAAGAGAGGUGGAGCCAUGAAAGCGACAAGAACGGGAACCAAGUGGGCGCAUGUUAGCUGUGCUCUCUGGAUCCCAGAGGUAAGCAUUGCUUGCCCAGAAAGGAUGGAACCAAUUACAAAAGUGUCCCACAUUCCACCAAGUAGGUGGGCUUUAGUUUGCAGUUUAUGCAAACUGAAAACUGGUGCUUGUAUUCAGUGCUCUGUGAAGAGCUGCAUUACUGCCUUUCAUGUCACAUGUGCCUUUGAGCAUAGCCUAGAGAUGAAAACAAUCCUGGAUGAUGGUGAUGAAGUCAAAUUCAAGUCAUAUUGUCUCAAACAUAGUAAAAAUAAGCAGGGCCUUGUGCCUGAGACAGAUGUCAACCCCAAGAACACUAUAGACCAAAAGCAGACAGAGAGCGAGAAGACCAGUUUGCGUGCUCAGAAGCUCCGGGAACUGGAGGAGGAGUUCUAUUCUCUUGUGAGAAUAGAUGACGUUGCAGCAGAGCUUGGCCUCCCCAAACUCACUGUGGACUUGAUCUAUAAUUACUGGAAACUAAAGCGGAAAAGUAACUUGAAUAAACCCUUAUUUCCUCCCAAGGAGGAUGAAGAAAAUGGCUUGAUUCAGCCAAAAGAAGAUAGCAUUCAUACUCGAAUGAGGAUGUUCAUGCACCUGAGGCAAGAUCUAGAGAGGGUAAGGAAUCUUUGCUACAUGGUGAGCAGAAGAGAGAAGUUAAAACUUUCUCACAGCAAAGCACAUGAGCAAGUUUUCAAUUUGCAAGUCCAGCUUAUUAAUCAGGAAAUCGCUGCAGGCCAUUCUCUGACAACUGCACUAGAGAACACACUGUUUUAUCCACCUCCUAGAAUUACCUUGAAGCUAAAGAUGCCAAAAUCAACAUUGGGGGAUUCCAAAAAUAACUUGAAAUCUGGUAACAAACUGCUUUCCCCUGACAACAAUGCCACCUUUUGUAGCAGAAAAGGUGUUGCACUAUCCAAGGAGACUUUUUCUUCAAAUGUGAAAUCCUACUCAAAGUUUCAGCAUGAAAAUAGAAGUAAUGGCUUACUGGGAGGGAUUGUGAAGUCCAGGAAUGAAACAAAGGAUUCUAGACCUGCACAUUCAAUAGACCUCCAUCGUGGGCAAUCGUCUGGCAAACCCUUAGCACUUCAAGCUGCACUGCAUGGACAAUCUGCCAUUGGGAAUGGAAAGAUCCAGCAGAACUCCAAACAAGUAAAGUCUAAUGGCUUAAUGAGUCGAGUUGGAGAUGUCAUUCAGCGAGAUAGCUCUAGUCAAACAACGUAUGAGCAACAAUCAGUCCACUUGUCAAGCCAGAGCAGCUUUAAAAAAUCCACAAUAGAACACUUUAGCAGGUCCUUCAAAGAAGCCACCAACAGUUUAGUGAGGACCACAGAAGAUCUCAGGUGUUGUGAGAAGCCCUCAAGGAGAUUUUCAUUGAGAGAACGUUCAUGGGGCAAACAGACUCUGGAAUACCAGAUGGGGAGUGCUCCCUACCAGGACAAUGAUGGGUAUUGCCCUGACUUAGAACUCAGUGACUCUGAAGCUGAGGGUGAUGGGAAUAAAGGACAGAUCAGACUGAGAAAAAGCGGCUCAGAGCAAGCGAGCCCAAGUAAAGACUUCAGUAGAGACUGUCACAAUAGAAAUAAAAGAAAUUUAAUUUCUCACAGUUCAAUACAAAGCUGAUUAGAAAACUUCUGGCACUGUGGAAUAGCUUGGCCUUUAUGUAUCCAAGAGAAGAGACACAGAUCUUGGAGAUCUGCAGGUUCCUGAACACAUGUGCAGGGCUCCCAAGCAAAUGACCAGGAGGCUUUUUCCAAACAGUUAAUUGGUUUGUCCUUUUGUGAAGAUUGUUAAUUGGGGUUUUCCAAGGUCAUUAUGUUCAUUGUCACUUCCAGAAAUGGUUUUAUAUGUCUGCUUCCUUUUACAGAAUGUAUGUAAUAUGCUGAUCUUGUUCUGCUGAACAGGUGUUUUAAAAGCCAUUCUAUCAUUCUCUGACAAUCUCCAAAAAAAGGAGGAGACAAUACUCUUUGCAGCGCUAAUAGAAUCUCACUUCAUUAGAACACUUACGCAGUGUUGGGAGAUUGUACAAGUGUGCAAAUAUGUGUUUAAAAUUGGGGUGUUUCUGCAAAUGUUGUUGUUGUUUUGAAACGGAAGGUAUGUGACUACUAGGCAGAAAUCAUGUUCUCAAGAAGGAACAGUCUGAUCCUGAAUACUUGGAGGUAAGGCCUAUUUUAACUCAGUGGGACGUGCCUCAAAGUAAUGUUGGGCAUAAGUAAUUGCUUCUCCUAAUUUACAGAGGAACGUUUAUAAACUUCACAGUCAAUGCUGCCAAACACACUGACCUCUAGAUUUCCCCCCAUUACUAACUUGUUUCUCUUCACUGUCGCCAUUUGCUUUAUUCUGUAAAUAAUACUUUAACCUCUGCUAUUUCUAAAUCGUUUUUAAAUCCCUGUGUACAUAAUAGCUUGUUGUGGGUUGCACUUGUAAAAUAUUUUACUCAGCCAGCCAACACAUGGCUAUGUGCAUAAUGUUUAAUACUAGAUGUACUUAAUCUCUAACAUAUUCAGGCAAUCACCGGUGAUGCUAGAUUCUUCCUUGUAAACUCAGAAGGCUUUUAAAAAAUCUUGGUCCCAUAAAAUCAUCUGCAUUUCCCCUUCAACCUAAAACAUACUUUUUUUUUCAGCUAGCAAAUAUUUCAGCAAAUUUCUGAGCCAAAAUGUGAAAAAUCAUUGUAUGCAUAAAGAGCAAUUUGCUGCUUAAACAGUCAAAAAUGGUAAAAUGAAAUAUUUUUAUUGAUAAUAGCUUGAAAACUGUUUGGGCCACUUUAUUGUUUAACUAGAUUUUUUUUAAAAAAAGCUUUGUAGUAGAUGUUUUAAAACGCACACACCAGCUUCAUGCAAGUAAUACUCUUGUUCUUUUCAACACAUCUUUUUUCUUAAACAAUUUGUUCAAAAAUAAGUUCAUUAAUACAAUCAUCGCAGUUUCCUUUGUUGAUAAAAUGCAUUAUAUGAUGCAAACAUAAAUGAGGUAAAUUUGAGUUCUAAUGGGUAACAUAAAAGAUGUUUUCCUUUAAAACAUUAAUACUGUUGCAUUUAUCUGGAAAGAAUACAUUCUUGAAGAGAAAACGUUGAAGGAUGUAAAAGAAAAUUUCACAUUUCUAGAUACAGUACUUCACUUUAGGCAUUCUUAAUGUUUAUUUGCUCCUUUUUAUGUUUUGUUCUUUUUUGGAAGAGAUUUAUUUUAAGAUUUUCUUUGGUGUAAAUAUGCAGUAGUUUUUAAAAAGUUUUUUAAAAGUUUGUUGAAAAAAAUGGUUUGUCUUUAAGUUGUGAGCCAUUCAGAAUGGUGCUGAUCAUUAUCUAUACAUUGGUUCUAGUUCUCUUUUUAACAUAUAUUUAUUAUUAACACUUCUCCUGGUUGUGAAAUCAAACACAGUUGAACCUGGGAACAAUUAUUUCAUUGGCCAGGAGAAAACACAAUCAUGUUUUUAUACUCAGUGGUAUGAGGACAAGUUAAAAGCUGGAAAAUGGUGCUUCAGCAAGAUUUGCUAAUCUAAUAGUGAUGAUUAAAAUAUAUAAGUUCAGGCAAUAGUUUUUGUUUUGUUAGUUUUAAAUGAUUUUAAUAGAUACAUGAAGGAGGCUUUGGCUACAUAGCUUUCAAGUAUCAUUCUCCAAAGUAUAUUUGCUAGAUUUUUACAGUGUGUUCAGUGGCUAACUUUGAAGUAUUACCUCUUAACCUAAUUUGUUCUCUUGUUUUACUUUAUAUUAAAUAUAUAUAUACAUAUAUAUAUUCAAAUUUUCAAAAAUGGACUGUCUUUUUCAGACGUCCACUUUUUACAAUACCUUUUUCAUUAAAUUAUGGAACUGUUAACCAUACCUUCUUUAUUGUGAUCUUUUGAAGGGUAUAUUGUGAGAAGACUGCAAAACCAACUCUUGAUAAGAGUUGAGUAUUCUUAAUCUUUUCAGGACUCAUAGAAUUCCUCUACUGAGAAUACAUGGGAUAAUCCAGCCAUGUAUGUGUAAGUUGCACACAGGAGAAUAUACAUGAAUGUGGAAAUAAAUGUUUCAUGUAGGAGUUUGAUAAUGUAUAAAUCUGUGUUGGGAUUUCCACAGUGUGGGUGCCACUACCAAGAACGUUCGAUGAUACUGGAUUCCCAUCAAGCGCAUAUCUCCAAAGGUGGUGAAACACAAAAGCAGACCCUCAGAUGUAGAACAUGCAUUGGGGAGGCAGGGAGGGAGGAGGAGGUCGCUGAGAUAACCUUGCUGCAAACCUUUUAGGGAUUUACAAGUAAUAAUUAACACCUUGAAUUCUGACCAGGAACAGACUAGUUGAACUGAGUUUGUUAAAGUCACACACAACAAAUAAUUUUGGUUUGAAUUGCCUACAAAUUAAUCUGUAAUUAGUGCACCAUUUUUUAAAAGAUGCAUACAGAAUUAUUAUUGCUAAGCAGUAUGCAAAUGGACUGCAUGUGACUCCCCAUGGCCAUUUUUGACAAACUAUCCCACCCCCUUUUUUGAUGUCUUUACUACAAUUGACUUCAGUUGCUUUCUGUUUUAAAGGUUUUAUCUCCUGGACUGAAAAUAAGCCAGGGCAAAAAUACAGGAUUGGGAUGGUCCUAGUUCUGUUCCCGGUUGCAUCCAAUUCACCAGUGGCAGACAGCAAAUGCUCUAGAGACAUUCUCCCCAUAAAAUUUUUAGAUUGUUUCCUUCUCCUGUGAUUUCAUUGUUGCCUAGGAUUCUAGACCUCGGGUAGUUGCUUACCCCUGAGCUAAAGCAAAAAGAGAAGUUGGUUUGCCUAUUUCAGGUUCAAGUAGCCAAAUAAGGUUUUGAUACUGCCAGAUAUUGUUCUGAAAUAUAUCAACUAAUUGAUCACUUGUGUUUUGAUAUCUCUUUAUCUUAGUUACUGCUACG